Messenger RNA from Triticum turgidum subsp. durum (durum wheat), 516 nucleotides. Lineage: Eukaryota; Viridiplantae; Streptophyta; Magnoliopsida; Poales; Poaceae. The record is from the annotation of a GenBank genome assembly.
AUGAACGAGGAGGCGGAGGGGAGGGGGGCGCGGCCCGGCGUGCUCAAGGUGGUGGUGGCGCAGGGGACCAACCUCGCCAUCAGGGACUUCACCUCCAGCGACCCCUACGUCGUCGUCCGCCUCGCAGACAAGAGUGCAAAGACAAAAGUCAUCAACAGUUGCCUCAAUCCAGUUUGGAACGAAGAGAUGGUCUUCUCCAUCAGGGAACCUCUAGGGAUCAUCAAACUUGAGGUGUUCGACCGGGACCGGUUCAAGUACGACGACAAGAUGGGCCACGCCUUCAUCGACCUGCAGCCGGUGGCGGCCGCGACGAAGCUGCGGCGCGCGCUCAAGCUCACCACAGGGGAGACCAGGCUCCGGAAGGUGGCGCCGACCGCCGACAACUGCCUGCUCUCCGACAGCUUCGUGACCUACGCCGACGGCGAGAUCGUGCUCGACUCCCGGCUGCGGCUGCGCGACGUCGAGUCCGGGGAGCUCUUCGUGACCGUCAAGUGGAUCGACGCCGGCGCCACGUGA